This is a messenger RNA of Ctenopharyngodon idella (grass carp), 706 nucleotides long. RefSeq names its product gem (nuclear organelle) associated protein 7 (gene gemin7). Gene Ontology annotation, cellular component: SMN-Sm protein complex. NCBI's taxonomy places the organism in Eukaryota, Metazoa, Chordata, Actinopteri, Cypriniformes, Xenocyprididae. The coding region runs from base 89 to 562 and encodes 157 amino acids. Gene Ontology annotation, biological process: spliceosomal snRNP assembly. The transcript has 2 exons. The record is from RefSeq and is a predicted model, not a curated record.
GAUUGUUUAGCAAGCAUAAAUCAUUUAUAAUAAACACUGCAAUAUUCCACAAAAAAAUAAGAAUGGUCCAUUUUGAUUUUCUUGCUUGAUGACUUUUAUUUUGAAAAUAAAAAUAUCUCUUCCGGUCGGACAUUCAGACGCUGCGCUCCUUUUGAAUGAGGCAUCUGAACUGAGCAGUAUGAAAACUCCAGUGAGUGUUCUCCGGCUGCCCCGAGGUCCGGACCCGAACAGCCGAGGAUUCGACCCGAACUCUCCCCGCUUCAUCGCUCUGUGUCCUACAACACUCUCCUCCGCCACCUCGUCUUCAUCAGGAAGCGUUGACGAAGAGGAGCAGCGGCUGCGGUCAGAUCUGCGAGAGAGAUUUCUGCGGACACUCUUAUCGAUGACAGACAAACAAGUGGAGUUCAACAUGCACGAGAAAGUGCGCGUUCGCGCGAGGUUCGGGGCCUCAGAUAUAGACGUCCUGAAUUUCCAGGUGUCUGAUUUGGAGACUCCUCUCGGUGUUCAGAAAGAAGCCCUUCUGAGAAGCCAGGAUGUGAUUUCAUGCUCAUUUGAGCUGUGAGUGAGAGUUUAUUGUGGCACGCGAUGCUGAUCUUCACCACAAGAUGGCGGCGGAAGUAUUGUCAUUGUGUAACGAUGACUGAAGUUUAAUGAGUUCAAGGAACUUUCUCGUUGUUUUCAUGUAAUAAACGUUCAGAACUUCAUA